UUUUGCGAGGUCAACCAAACGAGCUGCAACAGGGCAAGAGAGCCGUGGCCCGUCACCCGUGGGGUAUAAAAACAACCGUAAGGAAACACCGGAACUAAACUCCAAAGAUGCGGCAAUGGAAGAAGAAAAACCCCAACAAAAUCACUCUCUUUUCCUUAGCACUUGCUGCCCUCAAAAACCCACAAAACCCUUUAUCCAAAACCUUGAUUCUCAAAUGCUCAAAUCAAUUUCUACAUCAUCUGCACCCCAAAUCACCAGUACCAUCAUCUUCAUCUGCAGAAUCCUUUCUCAAUCACAUUGUGGCACUGCUUCCUCCUCUGCUUCAUUCGAGCUGCGACGACAUUGUUUGUGCCGCGGCAAAAAUCGUUGGUGCGGCAUCCCUUGUUUCUAUUGAGGUGAAUGAGAGGAUUGCUUGUGAUCUUGGGAUUGUGAAGGUUUUGGAUGCGAGCAUAUUGAGGGUUCGGAAGAUGGCAGCUAAGAAAGCUCUUUGUAAUGCUGUUUUGGAUCUUUCUAUUACUUCAUUUGGGUGUCAAAGGUUGUUGGAAGUUUCUGGUUUGAAUUAUCUAAUGCUUGGGUUCCUUCAGGUUCAGAAGUCCACGGCUACUUCAAUGUAUAUUAAUAUAGUGAAAAAUGAGGGUGAUGCUUUCCUUGGAGUUCAACAUGAUCAAGAUCCAGUAUCAUUGCUAUAUCUUACCGCUGUAGCCGCUCUUACGAACUUUUGCACCUCAGAACAGCUUAAACGGAUACCGAGCAGGCUGAAAGAAGUAAUUUUUCCUCAUUUGGGAGAAAUAUGGUCUAAAGUACGUGAGCAGUUGUUGGCUUCCAAAAUUCUUAACUUAUCCGAAGUAAAAUUCUUCAUGAGCAACCUUACGGUUCAGAACUUAGCAGAAAACAUAUUCAGGCUGUCCAUGGAUUCCCCUGCUCUUAUAAACUCCAUACCUUCAGAGGUUGUCAUCGGACACAUAUUUGGGCCUUGGUCAUCAAGUUUUCAGAACUUCAUUUUGGAUAACUGGGAAUCAUCACCUUUAGUGAUUAGGAAUCAGCCAAAAGAUCCUGAAGCACCACAUAUCCUUUUCAGCUCAUUUAUGCAUUCACUAACAUGUGAAGAAGCACUGCCUAGAUUUCUUUCUUCUAUCAUGCGAGGAACGGUUUCCUGCCCUCCUGUAGCUUUAAAUGAAAUAGACAGCUUGAAUUUUCUGAAUGAUAUAAGGGAUACACUUGGUUCCCCAAUGAUAUAUCAGCAGGACAUACGUGUUGUAAAGACAAACUUGCAUUCUAAGUCCGAGGAGCAUUACUUUCAGGAAAGUUCAAUAGGCAGCAGUGAAACUUCAAAAUCUCUCUCUGCUGAUGAUAUCCUAAAGUGUGAGGCAGCAUAUAGAGAGGGUUACACUAUAGCUCUACGUGGUAUGGGGUUCCGCUUUAAUAGUAUUGCUGCAGUCACCCAAGAAAUUGCUUCUUUCUUUGGUCAACCGUCAGUAGGUGCUAACCUGUAUGUUACACCACCUGAUGCUCAAGGUUUAUCCUGCCACUAUGAUGAUCAUUGUGUCUUUGUCUGUCAACUUUAUGGGGCUAAACAAUGGGCAGUCUUUCCACAACCAGCUGUCAAGUUACCUCGUCUUUAUGAGUGUCUUGAGGUUCCACAAGCUUUACUGGUGGAAAGCAGACAAAUUUUACUUAGAAAAGGUGAUGUCUUAUAUAUUCCAAGAGGUUUUGCUCACCAGGCCUGCACAAUUACAGAUCUUGGUGCAAGCAGUGAGGUUCAUGAGCCCUCUGUACAUCUUACUCUUGCAAUUGAGAUUGAGCCUCCUUUUGAGUGGGAAGGAUUUGCGCAUGUUGCACUUCAUCAAUGGAGCCAUAAUAAAGGAUUUGAUAUUUUGGCCCUGGGAACUUCUAAAAAUUUGCUAGCUGUCUCAGUAAAUCUUUUGCAUAUUGCAAUCAGGCUUAUUAGUCAUACUGAACCCAUGUUUCGGAAAGCUUGCUUGGUCGCCGCUAGUUCUUUGCCUACAGAGACUGAAGACUGGCUUGACAAGAACCAGAGAACCACUUUUGAUCUAGUUAUUGAUAAAAUCAAUAAACUAUCAAGCUUCACAGAUUCUCUCAAAUUUUUGCAAAUGCCUGUUCAGAGAGAUGAAGAUCCUUUUAAUUGGCUCAGAUGGCUCGAGCAUGCCAAUGGGAGAGAAGUAUCUAUUAUGGAUAACUUGGGUUUUACUUCAGAUGAAAUUUGCAAAAUCUUACCGUUUAUUUAUCAACAUAAGGAUGAUGUUGAAGGUGCAUUUGUGCUUAUAAAGUCAAAAUUUUGUAAUGAAGCGCUAUUUGAUGAUGCAAAAGAGAGCUUUAGAUGUUUGCAUUCCAUGUACAAAGAGGCUAGAAUGCGAUAUUUGAAUGGAAUGCUUUCCUUACAUCAAUGAUAACAUAUAUGCAUAAUAAAUCAUUCUAUUCCUGGAUCCUGGUUUCACCUUUACCUGAUUCACAGAACUUUAUCUUGACUCUUUAAUCCUUAUCCAGAAGCUGAGACAAUUGCUAUGGAGCAACUUAGUUUAUUCAGAGUUGUGUUGCCUCAUACAUGUAAGAACCAACCAAAUUUAGUAUUCACCUUGAGUCAUCAUAUUUUGGACAAGGAUGCUAUCUUCUAAUACUUCUGUUUGUUUUUCUAUAUCUAUGCAGCAAAGCUUUCAUAUCGGCAUAAUGUGGUAGAAAACUCAAGAUACAGCUUAGAAGACUUGGUUAAGGCCAGGAAGGUUUUCAAUGAUCUUUGGAUUUACUCCAAUAACAGGGUAGAAUAUGGUUUUAGUGGAAAUGAAAAUUGAAUGGUGGAAUCUAGAUUUUCUAAAUUAUGUUACAUGUAUGCAUUGUAAUCAAAGAAAGCCUAAUAAUAUGUCUUAUGGUUUUCCAUGUUUAGGAGUUGGGCUAGGGUGGGUCGUCACACCAUGAUAAUCUAUAUGGUACAUUAAUUCAUCCUCAGCGUCAUCACCAUUGAUGCCACUCUUCACCAGCUCUUCCCUUCUGUACGCAUGUUCUUGAGGUGAGUGCUUCAUUCCAUGAAAAACCUGCAUUUUUAGUAUGAAGCCGUUGCUUAAACUGGCAUGUGAAUGAUAAUGAAACAUUGGUUUGAUUAUAUUCAGUACAUAUGGCAUACAAGAUGAAAAUAUUUUUUACCAUAAGCUCACCUUAACUUGUUCUUUGACAUGUUCAGUGAUAUGUGUGCUCAAAGCUCUUCUCACUGCUAUUCUGUUGAAAUUGUUUGUUGGAGAAAAAGAUACACAAGAAAGAGGGGACGAGCAUAGGCCUGUGUAUCUGAUGAACAAACACAGAGUAGUAAUAAUAGUGAAGUAUAGAAUUAUGCCAGAAUGCUUCAUUAUGGAUAGCUUUGGUGGGGUGAAGGAGAGAAGAACAAGGAUGGGCCAUUUGAAGACUGUCCGAAGGAGGAUCCUUUUCAGAUCCUUGAUGGGUAAUGUAGUGGGUGAUUAGGUGAUAUGAUUGAAGAGUUGGAGAUACACAGAGUGUGGGACCUUGUAGUAGUAAGUAAUUGAGCUACUGUUGGAGUUAGUGACGUGUAUGGUGAACAAUCUGAUCAAAUACUGCAAAAUAUCUUUGAAUACAUUAAGUUUCACAUGGUGGGAGACUAGCUGUCUCUCCUGAGUCCUCAGACCAGAAAUUUGUUGUUAACUGUGAAUCUGAGUCAUUACAUCAUGGAUUUAAUGCUCACCAAACUGCUAUAAGCCUGUGAUAGAGCCGAGAGGGUGUUCGAUGACUAGAUAUGAGCUCUUGGACUCGACUCGGUCAAAGCGCAAGUCGAGCUCUGUAUGACACAAGUUUGAGCUGAGUCCCAGAAGCUGAGCUGGUCAGUCAGUAGACUGUGCUGGAACGCGUUUUGUCCAGACGUUCAGGUCAUGACGGGCUCCUAAGUCCUUAUUGGCUCAACCCCACUGAAGUAAGGUUGGUCCGUCCAGUUCAUGAAUUAUUCACUGCUCUGAGCUAGUAUUGAAGGAGCUCUUGUGCACUCAUUCUCUCUCGUGUUUCAGGCUGCUAGUUAAGGUCUUAGAACCAGACCAUCAUGGGUUAGCCACAUUGGACAUUUCUAUUUCCAACAGAGAUCAACGUUUAUUAGUGGUCGGUAAUCAGUCACAGUUUCAUGGUAAAGAGCUUCUAAUAUGAUAAUUUACUAAUGCACAAAUUAGUAUCUUCAGUUUCACGAAUGUAAACAGAGAUAUAUAGAUGCAGAAUUCCUGAAGUUUGAGUCACGGAUUGGAGUUACAAAAGUUUGACAAAUUGUCCACACUGUUUAUAACUUUUAAA
Beta vulgaris subsp. vulgaris (sugar beet) is the source of this 4296-nucleotide messenger RNA. RefSeq lists its product as uncharacterized. The coding region runs from base 108 to 2408 and encodes 766 amino acids. The record is from RefSeq and is a predicted model, not a curated record. The transcript is spliced from 4 exons. Gene Ontology annotation, cellular component: nucleolus. NCBI's taxonomy places the organism in Eukaryota, Viridiplantae, Streptophyta, Magnoliopsida, Caryophyllales, Amaranthaceae. Gene Ontology annotation, molecular function: histone H3K4 demethylase activity; histone H3K36 demethylase activity.